This is a messenger RNA of Macrosiphum euphorbiae (potato aphid), 339 nucleotides long. The record is from the annotation of a GenBank genome assembly. Lineage: Eukaryota; Metazoa; Arthropoda; Insecta; Hemiptera; Aphididae.
AUGUUUGAUGAAACUAAAGUGUCUUGUACUAAAAUUGAUGUAUCCUUACCUGAAGUAAAAAGGCGUAAAGUAUCAACUAAAGUAGAUUAUGAGCAUCAUCCGCAAAUUUUUUUUGAAAAUACAAAAGAAGAAAUGAAGGUAGCUGUGUAUAACAGUGUUAUUGAUAAAAUGUUAAAUGGCAUCAAAGUUCGUUUCAGUCAAGAUACAUUAAAUUUAAUUGAUAGUGUUGGUAACUUACUAAAACUAGAAAUAGAAAAAAACAUCUACAAACUAUUUCUGAUACAUUUGGUUUAUCUUUUGAUCAACUCGACACUGAAGUCAGACUGUUUACACAAAUAG